AUGUCCACUACACCGACACCGACACCGACACCGACACCGUCCCCCACGCUAACCCGUCCAGCCCCAACAGACAACCCGACCAAGCCCCUCUUCAUCCUCUGCGACGGCACCUGGUGCGGUCGCGAGACUAACACGCGAAGCAACAUCUACAAACUCGCCGAACUGUUCGGCGUACGAAUCGACGCCCGGAUCCAGUCUCCGGACGGGGUUUUCUAUCUCGAAGGAGUAGGACUGGGCAGUUCGUUCCUCGACUACCUCUUCAACGGCAUAACAGGCCAAGACAUCGCACAGCAAUGCAUCACGAUCUACGAAUACCUAGUCCACAACUACACCUACCCCACGCACGAGAUCUGGCUCUUCGGCCUGUCGCGAGGCGCGUACCUCGCGCGCGCCGUAGCCGGGAUGAUCAACAACUGCGGCAUCGUGCACCCGCUCCGCACCCCGGGCACCAACGAGAUCGACACCCAGCAAACCCGCCUGCUCUGCGAGGCGGUCUACAGCCUCUACCGGUCGCCCUACGCGAUGAACGCCCCGCACGCCCCGCAGUCCCUACGCUUCCGGCAGACGAAAUCCUGGCCGCUGAUCGGCGACGAAGAUCCCCAUGACCGCACCGCGCCGCGGUUCCACCCGCCCAUCCGGUUCAUGGGCCUCCUCGAUACGGUCGGCAGCCUGGGCAUUCCCGAGUUCACCGGCGGGGUCGGGCUGGACUGGCCCGUGUUCUAUGAUCAGCAUGUCUCGACGGUGGUGGCGAAUGUGCAUCAUGCGGUCUCGCUGCAUGAUCGGCUGUUUGUCUUCCAGCCGUGUCUCGUGAGUCGGGAUUACGCGAGGCAUGGUGAGCGGGAUUGGGAGCGGUUCGGGGUCACCCAGCAGGAGUGGCUCCCGGGUUGCCAUUAUGAUCUCGGCCGCCAGCGGUUUCGGUUUCUGCGCGAGUUUGGCGGUGGCUGGCUUGAGUCUCUGCUGGCGAGUCGGUGGUUCGGGUUCGCGAGCAAGGUCAUCGAGCCCAACCAUGUGUUGGCGGAUGUGGCGCUGCGCUGGUUGAUGCUGGCUAUCCGUGCGCAUAGCAUGACCGUAAAUUAUGAAGUGAUCCCCAACAUUGAUCGGGUGAUUGAGGGUGUGACGGAGAGUAUUCAUGGCAGAGCGCAGGAGCCGGGUCGCACCGGCGACGGCGAUGUCUACGGGCAUAUUCUGUCAUAUGCGCCGUUUGGGUCGCUGGUUCUCGAUGUUGUGCGGACCCUGCGCGGGACCCGAGGCAAGGUGUCGGCUCUCUAUCAGUUGUUUUUUGACCUGCGGGACAGAUUGAUUCCGGAUGAUAAUGCGGUGGUCUAUGAUUUCUACGGGUAUGAUGAGGAUAUUCUCGGGUGUGUCGGGGAUUUGGCGCAGGUGAAUGAGCGGCGGUAUCCUUCCAAGUCGUAUGUGAGGUGGAGGUUGCGGCAGUAG
Messenger RNA from Aspergillus aculeatus ATCC 16872, 1437 nucleotides. Its product is annotated as T6SS phospholipase effector Tle1-like catalytic domain-containing protein. The record is from RefSeq and is a predicted model, not a curated record. The transcript has 2 exons. Lineage: Eukaryota; Fungi; Ascomycota; Eurotiomycetes; Eurotiales; Aspergillaceae. The coding region runs from base 1 to 1437 and encodes 478 amino acids.